AUGUACCACGUGAUCCGGACCGGAAAGCGUGAACAGCAUUAUAGAAAAUAUAGAAAAUCGAACUAAUUUCCUUACUUAGGCUUCUUGCUGUUACAUUCACAGAGGCUUCAGUUUUUAAAUUAUAAAAAACAAAAGAAAUCUUAAAUUUAUAUAACGCUUAGAGAUGGAGAGAGAAGUUGGUCGAGAUUCAGAUGUUUCGAAGGAACCGGUCUUAGAUAAAUUUUUAAGUUCUGACUCCGUAAAUAUACAUAAAGGUGUAGUUAAAGUUAAAGUUGAAUAUCUUUCACAGUCUGAGUUCUCUCCUGAAGAAUGUGUAUAUCUUAGUGAGCGACUACGCGGUCAAAAUAAAAAGAGGGUCGGAUUCACCAAGAUUGCUAAAAACGAACAACUUUGCAACUCUGUUUCGAGAGGAAAAACCUGCACGCUUCCCGCUUGCAAGUUUGAACACAGCAUUGAAAGAUUCUUCGCGGAGAAGCCAGAAGACCUCGAGGGCCUAUGCCCCAGCAUUGGCCUAUACGGGAAUUGCCCGUUUGGCCUUUCAUGCAGGUUUUAUUCUUCUCAUUCUGAGAAUGAAACAUUAAUAGAAGAAAAAAAAGGUUUUUCUGUGAAACCGCCUGACGUUAAAAAUUUGAUUACCUUUGAAGUUCAAAGUUUGCUUCGAACGCGUCGUUACAAUUUUGAAAGUUCUGCUAAAAUACUUCAAGCGAUAAAAAAAGGAAAUUUAAAAAGAGGGUUUUAGUGAAAGCGGAGUUCUUGAGGAAUGCAAGGAGGAAGCCUUCAACGGUGAUUGGUUAAAAGAAAGAUUAAAUAACUCUGCGGAUGUUUUUCAGCCUUUAAGAAAUUCAGAAAAAAAGAAGAUUGACAUUUCUGGGAAAACUUUUUUGGCGCCAUUGACAACUGUUGGGAAUUUGCCGUUUAGAAGAAUUUGUAAAAGCUAGAAAUAAAAAACCCGGACAACUUCUAGAAUAGUG
Molecule: messenger RNA, 971 nt
Organism: Zophobas morio
Lineage: Eukaryota; Metazoa; Arthropoda; Insecta; Coleoptera; Tenebrionidae
Exons: 11
Coding region: 164-739 (191 amino acids)
Molecular function (GO): RNA binding; tRNA dihydrouridine synthase activity; metal ion binding
Source: RefSeq, a predicted model, not a curated record